CCCGCGAAAAAAAGUAGGCCAUGCAUCCAACUAUCUUCACAAAAAAAAUCGUUUUGUCGUAAAAGAAAGACUAACACAAUUUCACAUUUUUAAGUAUAGGUAUUUUUAGAUAGUAUGUAUGUAUUUAUUUUUAUUAAAUACAGUCUUAUCUACCUAUUCUGAAGAAGAAGUAAUAUCAAACAUCUUAAAACCACAUAAUAGGCAGUGGCAGUUGUGGAAAAAGCAAGGUUCCCUUUUGAUUUUCCUUUUGGUUUCGUUUACAGAGAAUAAGCAGUUUAUUUUUAAAUUGUAUCGUUCAAUGCACUUGUGUAUGUGUGUUUGUGUUAGACCCAUUUUGUUUGCAGAUUUUUAAAGGUUGUUUAAAAAAAUGUUAAUUGUUACCUUCUGAUUUCUUACAAUAUGUGUCUCUUUCAUCUGCAAAUAAGACGGGGACGGAAGUGUGUGACGGUAUCCUGUGAAGCGCGCAUCAUUUGAAUUGAUGAUCAUCCAAUGUCAUGGCUCACUCGUGUUUUUCAGAUUUAUGAAGUGCGGCCCAAACAUCACGAUGCCCCGCCGCCUGCGGUGAUACACGAGGCUGCGAUGGGUUCCAGUCCGCAUCCAACGGCCAAGAUGCGCAAAAGCAAAUUUUGGCGAGGGCGUUGCCAGUGGAGUGUGGUGACUGUAAUAGCCAUCGCUUUGGUGGUGUACAACGCCGCAGCCAACGUGUGGAUGUUGCGGCCGGCCUCCUGCCCCGUCCUCACCACCCAGCCCGCUCCUGACCCUCCCAGCUGCGAGCCUUGCGUCGAGACAGCAUCCGCCAGCGCGAUAGAGGACGACCCCAUUGCUAAACUCAAUCUACGACUCGGCAGAUGGGACAAAUCACGCUCCUACAGAAUGUUUGACUAUGCAGCCGUAGGCGAAACUUAUGCCGAAUCUUCGGCGAACAAUCUCGUCUGUCUAGCCACCCAAACCUCCAUUGAACGACUACACGAACUGUUGAAAAUAGCUGCACACUGGACGGGCCCGAUAUCCGUCUCAGUGUUCGUGGCAGGAGACGAACUGAAACUACUAAGAGCAUUCACCACUUGGCUGAUUAGAUGCAAACACGAUGUAGCGACUCGAUUAGCCAUACACGUAGCAACGCCAGUAGAAAAGCCUGCGAAUCACGGAAAGAUGCCUGUUUGGGCUAGGGAUUGUGGGUCGUGGCCGUUGCCGCCUUUAGAUAGAAGAACUGAGACAGUCGUUUGGAGGUUGAAGAAUCCGUAUCCACAGAACCAUUUGAGGAAUCUUGCAAGAACGAGUUGUCAAACCCCUUAUGUUUUCUUAGUGGAUGUUGAUAUAGUACCUUCGAGAGACAUGACAGAGUCGUUGAACAAGUUCUUGAAGAGCACCCCUAAGUGCCGGCUGUGCGCGUACGUGGUGCCGACCUACGAGCUGGACAAGAGGGUGGCGAACUUCCCCGCGAACAAAACGGAACUAUUGAGGCUAUCAAAAAAUAAGUUGGCUAUACCUUUCCAUAGGAAAGUUUUCAUAUACAAUCAGUACGCUUCAAAUUUUUCCAGAUGGGAACAGAGCGGAGGCAACGAGAGUUCAGACACACAUAUCAGCCACAACGUGACCAACUUCGAGUUACUCUACGAACCGUUCUACGUCGCCCCGGACACGGUGCCCGCGCAUGAUGAGAGGUUCCUGGGCUACGGUUUCACCAGGAAUUCACAGGAUUUCAAAUGGGCCGGAUUCAGUGGAAGUUUCCUAAUACACUAGAUUAACAUGCUUGUUAUGCAUCAGAUACAAUUAUAUUGCAGAUAAAAUCAAGAAUUUGAUGAUCAUUUACGAAUGUGUUGUUUAUAAACAAACAAGUGGGACAAUCAAGUGUUGUGUCGACUCGUAAUCAAUCUUUAAUGCAAAAUAUCUUCUCUUGAAAAUGUGUUUUUGAAAUCGCUAGUUGUUUUUCUUUUGCUUUCUUCUAUUCCCUCCCACUGACCUGACGACCUCGGUGGCGCAGUGGUAAAGUGCUUGCCUCUGAACCGAGAGGUCCCGGGUUCGAACCCCGGUCGGGUCAUGAUGGAAAAUGAUCUUUUUCUGAUUGGCCCGGGUCUUGGAUGUUUGUCUAUAUAUGUAUAUGUUAUAAAAUAUAGUAACGUUGAGUUAGUAUCCCAUAACACAAGUCUCGAACUUACUUUGGGGCUAGCUCAAUCUGUGUGAUUUGUACUAAUAUAUUUAUAUUUAAAUUAUAUUUAUUAUUACUGACCACAGUCAUUGCCACAGCGGAUAGGUAUGUUUAAAAAUCUCGCAGUUCAGUCGAACACGUAUUGUAAAGCUUAUUAUUCUCUUUUAUCUGAGUACUUUCUCAAGUCCAAGUUACGGAUUAUUUUUUUAACAAUUCUUAGAAAUUUUACGAUUCUUUCAAUGAUGAAACUGAUUUGGUUUUCAAAGAAAACUCUGUCGCAAGAAUUAUCUUGUUUUGUCUCUCUAGUAGUCUUUUUCAUACAUAUCGUUCCGGUGAUCCGGUUUAGUUUAGAAAGUCGUAAUUAUAUGGACAUAUAAUUACGGCGCGGUAUUUGCGGUGAGUGAGUUAUUUACACUGCUUUGCAACUCUAUCUCAGUAAAUCAUGUGUUUCAUAAAGUUUUUGGUUUUAUUUCAUUAGUAAGAUAGGUAAUAACCACGUCUGGCUAUGCCGUCUGGUCCGUGUGGCCCUAGCAGAAUGGGCAAACCCAAAGAGUGCUGGCUUAAUGUCGUCAGGAUCAUUAUUUGCAUGCCAUUGGGCUGACAUUUUUAAAUGCCGGAGACCGUGCGAAGUUGAGAAGAAAAAGUAUCUGAUGCUCUGAGACUGAAGAAAUACGGUGGGACGAGAAAGAGAGAAAGAGAGAGAGAUUAUAAGUAUCCGAUGUCGAUCAGUGUUUCAUUGGACCAUAACUACAAAGUCGGAUUCUUCUUUUGAUUAAUUCCCCGUAGUUACCGGACAGGACCUUAAUUGUGAAACUGAAAUUUAUAGUCCAAGCGACGCGUAAUACCAUCGAUUAAUGACUUUAAUUCCGCAGGCCGUAAAUUGGAAAACUGCCAAAGUGCGAGUCGAUAUGGAAACAUAUUAUGUGGGUUCCUUUUAUAGUACCUAUUACCUAUACUCAUUUUAUAACAUACUAGUAGGUAUAUUAUCUUUGUAGCCUUUUGAGAAAAAUGUGUAAUGUUCAAAGUUCAACAAAACGAAAUUUACUACAAGAGCUCUUGAAGUUAAGUAAAUCAGUUACCAAUUACCGGUUCGAAACUAACCCUCUGAUUCAUAAAAAGUUACAGCAUGCAUACAUUAAAAUAUGUUUAGUCUCGUUCUGUCAGGACAAAUAAAAUAGGUGCCAUAGUGACCCAAUGCAAUUUAGCUUAAAUUAUGUAUUAACUUUUUUAUGUUAGUUCUAAUAGUUUUCUAUUUACAUAUAUGUUUACAGAUCUGUCAAAUGUGGUUACAAAGUAUAAUUGUUAUUACAAAGUAAAUUGUUACAGAUCUGUCAAAUGUGGUUACAAAGUAUAAUUGUUAUUACAAUGUACGACAUUUUACAAAUGUUCUGUCACAGAACCCUAAAGUCGUAAAAAAAUGACUGCCGCCGGGGCUUUUCGGAUUUGCAGUAUGUUAUUUAUUUCGGAAAGGAAAUUAAUAAUUAUUCAAGUCACACCGGCAGAUAACACUUGUAUAUAUAUAUAUAUAUAUAUAUAUUGAUUACACAACAUUUUUGGCAGAAAAAUCUUGGUGCUAUAAAUGCGUGACGAAUCGAGGAGUUUACUCCUUGAAGCAUGUCUGGCGUCCAUGGAUGCAUACGUUAAUUCUCAUCUCUCAGAAAAAGUACCCGUGGGAAAUUCAAGCGGGAGAGACCGCGGGCCAACAGCUUUAAUAAUAAAACCUGAUUAAGUUGUCAGUUAUUUGUAUAACACAGUCAAUGUAUAAUUAUUAUUUCUAUAUAUUUGUUCUGUGGCGUUAUGGAGAACUGCAAAGUUACAGAGUUUGGCAAACGUGCUCAAUUAUACGCUUAAUUUAUUACUAGCGAUUGCGCGCGCGCAUUAUUCGCAGCUUACGUACCUAACCUCCGGCCCACAGUAAUCAAUAAAACUUAUAUUAUCGAUACGGGUUAGAAUACGAUGUUGGGCCAAACAAUUAGCUGAUUUAGUCCAGUUUGUUGGCACAUUAACUCGAAAUUGAACGUUAACGAUUCAUAAUUGUCUACAGUUGCCAACGGUAUACGACCGCCAAAACGGUACAGUUAAGUUUUCAUUUUCGUUUUCACCUAGUCAUUAUCACCGUCAGCCAUUUUACUGUCGUCAGUGACCUGCAGGCCCACCAUCAACUUUUACAGAACGAUUCCAAAGCAACUCAGUUCAAUUUGGACACCUAAAAUGAAUCUCAUUCAUACAAAAAAUUAAGUCGAUGGUACGAAUUUGCGAUGCAGUUCAGUUUAGGUUGUAAAGCGGAUCGCGUUAAGAGAUGAUGGUAAGCCCCCUGACCUUGCCUUCCUUAGGAUAGGCAAAAGGCUAGUUAAUUUUUUUUAAAUGCUAUUCGAAGACCCUUAUGAAAUUUAUUAACAUGGUCCACAAACAAGUAUAAGUAUAUUAAUAGAAACACCAGUCCUAAAAUCUAUUUUAUCUAGAUUAUACAUAUUUUUACCAUCUCUGACCUUGUCAAUUACCCUAACUAUAACCAGAACCUCCUGUGUGCUUCGCAGGUUACGUUAGUAAAGGAGUUUGACACAAUAUAAUUUUGGUCACCCAUCCAUUAACCGACCACGGCGAAAGUGACUUAACUGCCACUACCGCGAGCGCGAGGCGCUCACCACCUAGCUCCUCUAACUAUAACGCGCAUAGUAGCUCUAUAUAAAACUGUCAAAAACGUUAUUUUCCAUUCGACUGUACACAACAAAGACGUCAAAGGCGAUCAGUAAAAAUUCAAUAAGCUUGUAUGACGGCCGGCAAACGGUGCUCGCGGACAAUUUUCUUUCAUACUCUCAGCUGACUUCACUCAAGGAACUCCGAACAAAAUGGAGGACGCGAUUAUUCUGAGCUGCUUUCUUGAUUUAGUUCGGUAUUGCUUUCCUUCAGGGUUGUGUUAUGGCACCUAUGGUUAGCUUAUACAUUUUCAUUAGGUGUAGGUGUUCAAGUAUAUUGGGAUUUCGAUAUCAUAAAAGUUAAACAAAGAGAUAAAGAGGUACUAUAGUCGAUUUUGUAUGGACUGAAUAGUGGAGACUUGCAAUGAAUUCAGGUAGUUACGUAAGUAAGUAGGUAUUUUAUAAAUUAUGAGAUUUAAGUUAUAUUUUUUAAAUCAACAAUAAUAAUUUCUCUCGUAUUUGUAUUAGCUAUAAUAUUGUCCAAAAAUAUCCAUCUAGUUCUAAGCUCUGUGGAUUGUAAAAGAAACUCGCUGGGAAGCGACACGAAAUAAAAAUAACUAAGAAAAUACGAGCGAGUAUUUUUGUCGCGCGGUAACCGGAUCUGUGGGGAAUGUAGUCGGGAUAUAUAGGACACGGGGCUCGUUAAUUAGCUUUGUGAUAAUCUUCAUAGUCGUAUUCCUCAUGGCUGAGGGUCGUGGUCAUUACGUGGAAUGAAACACACACAACAACUUUCUUGGCAUUAGUAAUGGAGUGGUUUGUGAAGCAAGUGGUGGUCUAUGAAAACUACUAUACAUGAGUCAGAUUGGUAUACAAACUCAUGUGGCACGAGUAGGAUUCGAACCUGGGAUCUUUCGGUCCACAGGCGGGCGUCUUAACCAUUACACCACCACCGCUUUUGUGAUAAUACUGUGGCUGUAUUGGCCAAGAGUGAAAAAAAUCUGACGUUUGUUUCUGUGGGGAUUUCAACGUACAUAAAUACUACAUUAUUAUGUGAUUGAAUCAAUUUUUCUUCGAAUAGUCAGAAGUUUGCCAUUGUGUUGUUUGUAAGAUAAUCAAUUUUCAUUGCAAACUCUAAUUUAUGUUGGUUUCUGGGUUUUUCAUUAUAAGUAAAAUGUCAAGCCCUUUUGAUCGAUCUGCCUUUUGUACUAAUUUGUGUACCUAUGUGUGACACAAGGUGAAAAAAUGCCUGUGAAAAUCUAAUUUCUGAAUCAAUGAUUUGACUUUGACAAACAUCCCCAAAAAAUUUGAACCACCUAUGCCUUCAAUAUGUUCAUUAGGUUAGGCUGUCUUUUUAUGAACAAUAUGGUUAGUUCAGAUGAUCGGACCACGAUUAAAAGCAGUUUGUCAUGGUCUGCCGCCGCGAGGUCGGCUCCGACGACCUACGAGGUUCAUGUUGAUCACGGUCUCUGUGCGAGAAUGAUCCACGGUGACACAGAUUUUUGAGAAAAUUUAGGUUAAUAUGACUUCACCUUCAUCUAGAAGAGAUGAAAUUUCGAAACACAAAAUCUCAUCGGUUUAGUAUAUGAAAUAAAUGAUAGGAUUUUAAUAUUUUUAUUGCAAAUAAAUUGGUUUUAAAAAAUACAAGUAAUUCAAGUCCGCCCUAGCUGUUAUAACCAGCGGGACUGGAGUCCUUACUUCUUAAUGAUGAUCGUAAACACGGGUCUCGACGACUGUGCACAACUGAUUGACGUCAUUGCUAAUUAUACCUAGUGAUGCUCGUGUUGUUACAUUUUAAAUUGAAUGGGAGUGUCAGCAUUUUAUGAAGAAGUCUAAUUCUCAUGUAGGUAAAUAUUCUUGAGAACGUGUACGUUAAGAAUGUUGUGUGUCAAAAAUGGAAAAUGAAAUAAAUUUAUUUAGGUACCUAUAUUGAAUUCUAAAUGAAAAUUCAAUGGAAACCUUAUUAAUGAACUUGGUUUGUUGGAGUUGAAUAAAUAUAAUGGCCAGUAUCUAAUACUGUAGGUAGUCUAUUUUGUCUAUAGUUUCUAUCACAAAAAGUACUGCACGAUUAGAUAUCUUGAAGUCGAUUUUACAAAGGAUCGUCUGUAAACUUUGAGCAAAUAGAACUGAUAUCGUAUCUACAAUCUUCCAUCACAUAUUUUGCCGACGUAACAUUGAAACGGACAUACCAUUUUUCCAUUCUAGCAGAAAGGCACAUAUGUAAGAAUAACAUGAGACUUGCCUGUUUCAGUCCCUAUUUUCAGUUUCUGUUUCGCUGGACGAUACGAUAGUUAUAUGUCGAUAAUCAUUUAAUGUACCUACACUAUCUAUUUAAAUAAAUUUCGUCAAUUUUUGUUCCUUUCUCCAUUUACCACACUAGCUCAUAAAUCAUCAACAAGACUAGAAUUGCGGGUUUAUAUUACAGUAUACUUAAAUACAUACUUUGUGGUACAUGUUUCACCCCACUUCUCAUCACA
Molecule: messenger RNA, 7259 nt
Organism: Plodia interpunctella (Indianmeal moth)
Lineage: Eukaryota; Metazoa; Arthropoda; Insecta; Lepidoptera; Pyralidae
Exons: 5
Coding region: 490-1743 (417 amino acids)
Biological process (GO): proteolysis; protein O-linked glycosylation via mannose
Cellular component (GO): Golgi apparatus
Molecular function (GO): serine-type endopeptidase activity; glucuronosyltransferase activity
Source: RefSeq, a predicted model, not a curated record